UUGUACUUACUGCUUUCCACAAAGGAAGCAACAGUGUAUUUCAAGCAAAGAGCCUGGAGCACAGUGGAGCGGUUCCUAUAGCUGAAGUACAGUGUGAAUCCAUUGGACACAGGAUUUUCUGGGACCUUUUCCAACCCAGUCAUGGGUCAGGUAUUCUCUGAUACAUCUAAGAAGGAAGACAAUGGAGGAUUGGUUUCCAGCUACAACAAAUAUUUUAAGAACAUCAAAUCAGGAAGCACAAUCAUUUCUCCAAAAACAAGCCAUUCAAUUGAGCAACAUCUGAAAGAUGGAAACAUUCAGGGGGCAACCUCUGCCAUCAGGGAUGCAUUAAAAAAUAUUGAUAACGUCCCCAUAAACAUUGCUGUGACUGGAGAGUCUGGAGCAGGGAAGUCCAGCUUCAUCAAUGCCCUGAGAGAAGUGGGGGAUGAUGAGAAAGAUGCAGCUGAAGUUGGGGUUAUAGAGACAACUAUGAAGAUAACUUCAUACAAACACCCCAAAUUUGAAAAUUUGAUUAUAUGGGACCUGCCUGGUGUUGGAACUCUGAAAUUUCCACCAAAAGAAUAUCUGAAGAAAGUAGAAUUCCAAAAGUAUGACUUCUUCAUUAUUGCUUCUGCCACACGAUUUACAGAGCAUGAAAUGGAACUUGCUAAAGUAAUCACAAUGAUGAACAAGAAUUACUACUUUGUGAGAACCAAGGUGGACUUUGAUAUAGAUAAUGAAAAGAAAUGCAAACCACGUACUUUUGACAGAGAAAAGAUCCUAGAGCAAAUCCGAAAAUCCUAUGAGAAAACCUUUGAAAAGAAUGAAAUUGAAAAACCACAGAUAUUCUUGAUCUCUAACCACAAUUUAUCUGACUAUGAUUUUCCAAGCCUAGUGGACAUUCUGAUAAAGGAUCUUCCUGCUCAAAAGCGCCACAAUUUUAUGCUUUCCUUGCCCAAUAUUACAGAGGCAGCCAUUCAAAUGAAGUACAACGCUUCGAAGCAGUUUAUCUGGUUGGAAGCCCUCAAAGAAGGCGUUUUGGCUACUAUUCCUGCAUUGAAAAGCCUCAGCGACAGUGAUGUACAGAAGCUAGAAGCAAGUUUAAACCACUUCCGAGUACUCUUUGGAGUGGAUGACAAAUCCCUGGAAUUAAUUGCUAAGGAAUACCAAGUGCCUGUCGAAAAACUGAAAGAAAAACUUAUAUCUCAUUCAUUGUUGACAAAUAAGGAAAAUGAAACAUUAGGAGAAAAGCUUUUCAAAUGUGUGGAAAAAUUUCUCUCAGUUAGUGGUGGGUUCGUUGCUACAGGUCUUUACUUUGGGAAAAUGUUUUACUUUCAAUCUCUUUUCCUUGACAAAGUGGUUGAAGAUGCCAAAGUUCUCCUUAAAGAGGCAUAUUCAAAAGAAUCACUCAAAUUCAACUCACCCACAGCUACUGAUCAUGACAACAUGAAAUGAUUAAUGCCAGGGAGGCAUUAGAAUAAAUUACCCCCUCUGACACCUUUUCUAGCCAAUCCACUACCACAAGACAAAACAAAAGGAUACUGGUCAUGUGAAUUAAUAUGUCAGAACCUGACAAUCUUGCUUCAACUCUUUAUGUUCACCUACAUCUUCAUUCAAGUCUUUCAACUACACACACAAACUUGAAUACACACACAGAGAGAAAGGGGGGAGGUGGGAGGGAGGAUGAGCUCUGUGUCACUUCUGUACAUCCUUACAAUGAUUUUCUGUUGCAACAUUAACCUCUCUGGAACCUGUGCACACAUAUUUCUUACUUUUCAUGCACCUUGCUCUGUUGUUCUCAUAGUGUCUCACAACACACACACACAUACAUACACAAACACACACACACACACACACACACAUACAUACACAAACACACACACACACACAUGCAUACACUCAUGCACAUUUACUUAAAAGUUACUUCUACCCUCAUUAAGUCUGAAUUAAAAAAGAGUGACUAGCCAUGGCUAAAGGGAGACCUUAAGACCAAAGUCAAAAGAAACCAUAGCAACCGACCACAAGUUUCUUAAUAACCUAUCAAUUCCUAAAACUCCUCAUCAGAAUCCUUCUAGAGACAGUAAAGAAUAUCUAUAAUUCUAUGCCAGAACCAGCGGAGAACCCUGAGUUCCCUCUGUCUGUCAUUUCCUAUCUUGACAAUGAUGGUGAAGAACUACUUUGAUUCGUAUAUGAUGCCAUAAAAUAAUACUUAAUAAAUUGCUGAUUACAAAGAGUA
Molecule: messenger RNA, 2215 nt
Organism: Myodes glareolus (Bank vole)
Lineage: Eukaryota; Metazoa; Chordata; Mammalia; Rodentia; Cricetidae
Source: RefSeq, a predicted model, not a curated record